Messenger RNA from Benincasa hispida (wax gourd), 684 nucleotides. The record is from RefSeq and is a predicted model, not a curated record. NCBI's taxonomy places the organism in Eukaryota, Viridiplantae, Streptophyta, Magnoliopsida, Cucurbitales, Cucurbitaceae.
AUGACAGAUCUGGGGUUCAUGUCAUACUUCCUUGGCAUGGAGAUUAAGCAAGGGCAAGAUGAAGUUUUCAUAUGCCAGAAAAAAUAUGUAAAGGAAAUACUAAAGAAGUUUCAAAUGGAUGAAUGCAAGACAGCAAGAACUCUAAUGAAUCAAAAGGAGAAGCUAUGCAAAGAAGAUGGUGUUGUCAAAGUUGAUGAAGGAUAUUUUAGAAGUUUGAUUGAUUGCUUGAUGUAUCUCAUAGUAACAAGGCCAGAAAUUUUGAAUGUUGUAAGUAUUUUGUCUCGAUUUAUGCAUUGUGCAAGCGAAUUACAUCUCAAAGUUGCCAAAAGAGUGAUACGAUAUGUAAAAAGCACAAGUGAUUUUGGUAUCAAGUUCACAAGCAGCAAAGAGUUCAAGCUGAUUGGUUUUUCUGACAGUGACUGGGGAAGUUCCAUUGAUGAUAUGAGAAGCACUUCAGACUAUUGUUUUACUCUUGGCUCUAGUGUUCUCUCAUGGAGCUCAAAGAAGCAAGAAACUGUAGCCCAAUCCACUGCCGAAGCAGAGUUUAUUGUUGCAAUAGCUACUAAAGAAUGCACAGAGAUUCUUGUUGACAACCAAGCUGCUAUUGUUAUCUCUCAUAAUCCUGUGUUUCAUGGGAAGACUAAACAUCUUAACAUCAAGUUAUUUUUCUUAAGGGAAGUAUAG